CCUACGUAAUAUUUGUAAUCAUGACAACGUAGAAAUUUGCGUGAAUAACAUUGUAAUAUUUCGGUACAUUUGCGUCAGUGCAUCCGUCCAAUUUACAGUGCAACAAGUAUAAUUUUUUGAAUUAAAUUGCAUAACUUCAAGUUUAAAAAUGGCAAAAGUUAAACACAAAAUAGACCCAAGAUCUCGUAAUGGAUCCAAAAUUAAACAACCGGAAUCCAUUAAAUCUGAAAAAUUGAAGGGACGAAUUUCUCUAAAAGAUAUGCGUUGUGAUGUCUGUGGGGACAAAGUAAAAGCUCAAAAUUACGGAGGCAUUUCUUGCAAUUGUUGCCGGUCGUUUUUUCAUUAUUAUGUCAUCAAUAAAGUCGAGGAUCCCACGUCCAUCCAGCAUCUUAAGAGGAAUUGCAAAUUUGAAAAUGAUUGUGUAAUUGACAAAGUUACGAGAAAAAAGUGUAAAACGUGCCGAUUCUUUAAAUGUGUAACUAUUGGAAUGUCACCGGCUUGGGUGUGGAAGGAGUAUGAAAAAGCAAGGGAGCUUAAGCAACAAAGAAUGCAGACAAAUGUUUUCUUCAAGAAGAAGAAUAAAUUAUUGAGCGAUGACGAUACUAAAAAAAUAACAAAUUUAUCAAAAUUCUAUCAAACUGCGUGUGAAUUAAUUCCCUACACUUUUCUAACCCGAGAAGAAAACGAAGUCUUGACCUAUACUAAAAUACAUUUAAUUGAUAUUGGCCGAUUGUCUACGGCAAUUAGAAGGUUCGUAUGUUUUGCAAGAAUGCUUCCCGAAUUUGCAAGGCUUGGUUUGCACGAUCAAGCCAAUUUAUUGAGACGAUCUGUCGUAGAAAUGCUCCUUUUACGAGAUGUGAUCCGAAAAUACCCGUAUGAGAGUCGUAAGGUCGGAUUGGAUAGGGGAAAGUUUCCUGAACUUCCCGUUCUCACGGAAGACGAAUUUAUAUCCGUAAUUCCAAAGCACGUGAUGGAAAUGUAUUACACGUUGUACAAAAGAAUUCGAAGCAUAGCCCCCGACGAGGAAAGCAUCAUGCUUCUCAUCCCAAUAGCGUUGUUCUCGGACUCUGGUGGAAACGAGAAUUGUACCGAUUUUGAUGACCGACUAGCAAUAAAUUCGGCACAAGAACUGUACACCGCAUUACUGGAGAAAUAUUUAAAGUCAACGCAGGGAAGGGCCAGGGGAAGGGUGCUGUUUCCCAGGUUGCUAUCACAACUUAGCGCAGUUACGGAAGCCAGCCACCUUCACCAGGGUCUCCCCCUCAACAUGAGCGACGAUCAAGUUGAUAAAAUGCAUAAACAUUUGCACCAACUUCAGUUAAAAACUUGUGAACAACCUGUGAAUAAAUAUAAUCAGGAUCACUCCAACGGAAAACCCACGGAACAAAUCGGAGAACAAAGGGAGUGCUGCAAGAAAUCUGUCCCACUUAAAAAACCUGUUUCAAAAACGGAUAGUUCGAAAUGGGAAGUUCCCACAACACCGGAACCAGCAUCGGAAACACUGCCCGCAUUGAUUCACACUUUUGUCAGUAUAUCUAAUGAAUUUGGAAUUAAGCAGGAUUAUUUUGAGUCAGGCCCCCAUGUCGGCGUCGAAAAAGCUUUUAUGCGUAGAAUGCCACAACUUUUGAAGAAUCCGUGGGAUUCUUUGGUCAAUGAGGUGGACAAAUUAGUAAUUUCAGACUGUGGGACAUUAGAAAAAUGACGGUGGAAAAAUGAUAAAUAUAUGUAAGCUCUCUAAGCACAAGUAGUGCAAACGUAAGUAGCAUGUGGAAGGGUGUGAGACAUAUUUAUUUUAUUCUUGCGUGGUAUAUAAUUUUAGUUUCAACUUAACGAUUCAACUCUGUGGACACAUUUUUUAGGAUGGUUUUUGCUUGCUUCCCGUAACUGACAUGUGGGAGGCCAUAAAUUCAUGGAAAAAAUUUUAGUGUCAAACAUGGUAUCAAAAAUUCAGCGGGCAGUGCGGUGAUGCAAAUAAUUUUAUGGUCAUUUUAAUAAAUUUAUUUUAAACUUUUCGUUGCACUGUAUCGCUUCACCUAAGCAUCUAGUUUUUUCGGGUUUAGUUUAUUCACUCUGAUUUCGAUCACUUCCUUGAAAUUGUAUCAGUACGAUGAGGUACGUUGUAACGGUGCCAACAAUCUGUAAUAUUAGUUAAGUGGUUUCAAAAUUAUUAUUGCUACAUUACUGCUAUUUACAUAAAUACGUAUAAUACCUUACCGUGGUCAUGAUCCUAAGAUUUAUGUCAAAGAAGCCCAUAUUGACUUGGAUCUUUCCAGGAUUUGCGAUCAUACUAAAUUUCUAAAAAAAAUAUUUCCAGACGUCAUCUGUUACUUCCAGAAUUUUUGUUAUAUAAAUAUCUACAUAUUUCGCACCCAUGUGUAUUUACAACCCAACGCUUCUUUUGAAUGUAUAAAUGCACCCGAGUAUGC
This is a messenger RNA of Folsomia candida, 2426 nucleotides long. Its product is annotated as thyroid hormone receptor beta. The record is from RefSeq and is a predicted model, not a curated record. The transcript has 5 exons. Gene Ontology annotation, biological process: positive regulation of transcription by RNA polymerase II; cell differentiation; negative regulation of transcription by RNA polymerase II. NCBI's taxonomy places the organism in Eukaryota, Metazoa, Arthropoda, Collembola, Entomobryomorpha, Isotomidae. Gene Ontology annotation, molecular function: nuclear receptor activity; RNA polymerase II cis-regulatory region sequence-specific DNA binding; zinc ion binding. Bases 149 to 1702 code for a protein of 517 amino acids.